Messenger RNA from Labrus bergylta (ballan wrasse), 1704 nucleotides. Lineage: Eukaryota; Metazoa; Chordata; Actinopteri; Labriformes; Labridae. The record is from RefSeq and is a predicted model, not a curated record.
GGAGUGACGUACUGUGGAGAAAGCUCUGCCAGCACUCUGACCAUGGCUAACGUCCCCUGGCAUCAGGAAGUGGUCGCCUUCGUCCAGCAGCUGGCCGACAUGUUGCCUCAGUAUGAGAUCGCCUGCGAACACGAGCACUCCAACUGUUUGCUCAUCGCACACACAAAGUUCAAGGUGGACGGCGAGUGGUGGACGUGGAUCGACUACGAGCGCUUCCAGGAGCUGGUCCGGGUCCACGAGGAGAGUGAAGGGCAGGAGAGCUUCUCUGCGUUGGACUACAUGGCUAAGACUCCCAGCUGGGCUCUUUUUGGAGCCUGCGAGCAAGGUUUUGACCCGGCGGACACACGCUUUCAACGACGCAACAAAACCAAAGACAUCUCAGGAUGCUGAUAGAUGAGAGAGAGAUGAGAGGAGGUAGGAUGAACUGAGUGAUCUCUAUAGCAGACAUACAUGUAAGGGAAUUAGGGGUUAAAUUGUUAUUUUGAUGAUUUUCAAAUCUACUGUCCACAGCCGCGCUCUUUUCUCUUCUGAACUCUGCCCCGCUCUUUUUUUUCCUUUCUCUCUAAAAUCAGACUUUUUAUUGGCUUGACCCCUGAGAUCGUCCGAAACCAGAAUCACUUCCUUCACUUUAAUAUAUCGAGACAUUCCCCCCUAACAUCGACUUUAAGUGUUCUUUUACUUCCUAAUCUAAACGCACAUAAUUCUUUUUAUUUUUGUUCUUUUUUUUUAAUGAGGUUAUUAUUAUGAAUGUCUUUGUUUUUGAUAUUUUCUACCAUCUGUCAGCACUUGGGGAGAUCAACACUGAAAUAGUCUGACCUGGCUGUGACGUCAUCUCCAGCCUCGUUUCGGAUGUUUUUUUUAUAAUCCGCAGCACAGCUCAGGGCGUGGUCAGCCUGGAUGAAUACACUUCUUUUAUCCAGACACCUCUGCUCUUCCUCCCACAUUAAGACAACAGGUGUAUUUACAUGUGGAGAGAGAGAGAAGAGCAUCGAGGAGAGGAUCAAGCUUCUUGUCGCUCUCUUUGUUUGAGUUUUUUCAGUCCAAAGUCCGUCUGAAUGGUAGAACAACUACAACAACUCUUUACAAUGACAAACUUCAACAUCAGAAAUACUCGACAUGUCUGAGUGACCUGAUACUGAAGGAAUAGUCUCUGGGGAAAGAAAACAUCAGUAGUGCUGAUUUAACACAAUAAGUUAACAAACUUAAUCUCAUAAAUCAAUGUUGUGCACUGCAGUUAAAUUGCAGUUUUCAUCUGUAAAAAAAAAAAAGUGCAAUCCCCGUUUUCAGACUAUAUCUGGUCUGAAACCACUUUGUUAAUCCUCCUCACCGCUCUAAAUGAAAUAUAAAAAAAGACUUGCACAAACUGCUGAUGUCCAUCACUGAGAGUUUGAACCCAAAUGCACAAAUUCAGCCUUCACUCAGGAUGGAAGGACCGGACUGAGGACUAUGAAGAGACACAGCAUGGGGGGAGGGGGUGUAGUUUCAUAUCAGUCGAGCCCGAGUGAGCCUCUUUGAGCAUGGCAGCAUGAAGCCUAAGUUACUGAUUGUUUUUUUAUGACGCUGUGAUUCGUUUUAAGUUCUUUGAUUUGUAAAUUCUGAUGUAAAUGUUUACGUCCAUUUUGAUUGGUUCUGUAUGGUCUCCCUGCUGGAAGAAACCGAAUGUGUUUAAAUACAUCUACAGAAUAAAUGUAUUUGGGAUAUUCA